Molecule: messenger RNA, 1015 nt
Organism: Postia placenta MAD-698-R-SB12
Lineage: Eukaryota; Fungi; Basidiomycota; Agaricomycetes; Polyporales; Adustoporiaceae
Exons: 5
Coding region: 155-892 (245 amino acids)
Source: RefSeq, a predicted model, not a curated record
GUCUGCUUUUCCUACGACCAAAGCGAAUAGCGGCAUGCGCGGAAAAGGAGUUUAAAGGAAUACCACAUGAUCCAGCGUCCGAAGGCUUGCCAAUUUACGUUUUCGACGGCGCUCAUGAUGGCGUGUCCUGGUUGUCCCUGGACGACGCUCCUCGAUGUCUCUUCAUACCCUACCAAUGGAGGUGCCCGAAAGAUGGGACGUCGUUCUCGGCCUAGGAGCUAUAGUUAUCGUCUGUGCCCUGGCGGUCUUGGCCUAUCUGUGUCUGCGCCCUAGACAGAGAGACAGCAAUGAUACCGAACGCUUGCAGCCGUACACCGGUCACGGUGACAGGCCGCCGCCGUACGGAUCUGUCUCGACGACCGCCCCUGCAGAUUACGCAUACCGGCAUGUUCACGAAGGCGAAGGAAUCACCCCGGACCUGUCCAUAUCCGAGCUGCGUCGCAAGUAUCGUGGCCCUUCCACGCUGCGCGCCGAAGCGCAGCGCGAGGCCUCCAAGAAGACUCAAUGCGAGCAACAAAGCGAAGCAUGUAAACACAAGAAUCCGUCUCGAGCCGCCCGCUUGGAGGAUAAGGCGAGGGCACAUGCACAAAAGGCACAGCUGCUCAAUGCGAGGGCGUGUAGAUGGAUCUUCACUGAUCACAACCAAGGUCUUCCAGCCGACCAUGUAGACCUGCAUGGCCUUUUCGUGCAAGAAGCACAGAGGUACCUCGACAUGGCCAUCGCACAAGCGCGCCAACAUGGCAUAACGACUCUUCAUGUUAUCCUCGGGACAUCCUUCGACGGCGUUGCGAAACUCAAGCCGGUUGUCAAACAGCGGUUGCAGCAAUUGAGCUUGCCCCAUAGCCACCCAAAGGGGAACACGGGCGUGAUCAUUGUGGAUCUGAGCCUCUGAGAAGCCGUUGCGGCGUUGCGGCGUUCACCUACGGUCUGUAAUGUUCAGGUCAUUUCUUCUGCUGUGUCAUGCCCUGUACAGUCCCCGGUACUGGUAUGUAUUCAGGGCGAUGUAGAAUAUUGG